Messenger RNA from Fusarium pseudograminearum CS3096, 1431 nucleotides. RefSeq lists its product as uncharacterized. The coding region runs from base 1 to 1431 and encodes 476 amino acids. NCBI's taxonomy places the organism in Eukaryota, Fungi, Ascomycota, Sordariomycetes, Hypocreales, Nectriaceae. The transcript is spliced from 3 exons. The record is from RefSeq and is a predicted model, not a curated record.
AUGUACUCCGCCGGCUACAACUUUGGCAACAAUGCUGCUCCCUCUUUCAACAACCCUGCCCCACAGCAGCAAUCUGGAGCUCAGCCAGCCGCUCAACAGAUGAUGUAUAACCAGCAGCAACAGUUCGCCGGUAUGGCUCCGCAGGGAGGCUUUAACCCUGGCGCGAAUCCUCAAAUGAUGGCUGGUGGCCCUGGAGGUAUGAUGCCCAACGCAGGCAUGCAACAUAUGGCUGCCAAUAGUCAAAUGGCAGGAUUUCAACAGCAAUUCUCCGGUAAUCCGUACGGCCAAGUCGUCCCCUCCUCGGUCGCUCCUCAAAGCUUCACGCCAAACUACAUGAUGGGUGGAGGCUUGCAAGGCUUUCCGAUGAACCAGGGCGGUAUGCCCCAACAACCCCAUAUGAUGCAGCGAAUGCAACAGCAACAACAGCAACAGGCGCAGGCACAAGCGCAGGCACAAGCGCAGGCACAGGCGCAACAGCAGCAACAGCAGCAGCAACAGCAGCAACACCAAGCUGCUAACGCCGCUGGUAUGGGCCAGAUCUCUACUCCCCAGAGACCCCCAAGCGCAGCACAAGGGACACCAAACAAUGCCUUGCCAUCUCAACAGGGUCAAUUCCCGACUCCCCAGCAGCCACCGCAGAGCCAAACUCCAACAAACCAUCAGCAACAGCAGCAGCAACGACAACACUCGCAACCUCCACAACUACAGCAGCAACAACCCCAGCAACCGCAGGGGCAAAUGCAGGGACAGGUCCAGCAACAACAACCGCCUUCGGCUUUAACAACACCUCAGACUCCAACUUUCUCAAACCAGGGGCAAGCCGUGAAUGGCAGCUCAUCAGCCGCUGUACCACUAAGUCCUGGAACAGAAUCCCGCGACAAGGAGCGUUUUGCUUUGUUAUUGGACAUCAACCAUGAACUUCUGUACGAAUCGAUUCAAAUCCAGGCGACGCAAAAGGAGUUGAAGGAAGAAAGCGCUGCGGCUGGAAUUCCGGGGGACAAGAAGCCGUCAGAGGAGGAAGCGCAGCUACAGCAUGAUUACCUUCAAUGUAUGAGGCGAUUGCAGGCAAACUUAUCUUAUAUGGCGGCACUUGCAGACCGAAAGCCCGAGGUUAAAGUUCCACCUUGUCCAGCAUAUCUCAACGCACCACCCCUGAAUCUUUCCGCCAAACUCCGGGCUCCAAAAGGGCUUGAAGGCAAAGAGAACAAUAUCGACCCAGUGGCAGACCGCGAAGAGCGAAACAAUAGCAUUAAGGACCUCUACUCGAGAUUACAAGCCGCCUUUCCCGGGUUCGAUCCCAAGAAAGAGCCCGUUUUCCGUGCGAACGCACAGGGUGGACAAAAGCCUGGCAACUUGAUGGGAAGCCAGGCCAGUCCCACAGCUCAAAGGACGCCAAAGAUCACGAAUAUGGGGGCACCUCCAAUGCCAUAG